Molecule: messenger RNA, 2881 nt
Organism: Amoebophrya sp. A120
Lineage: Eukaryota; Dinophyceae; Syndiniales; Amoebophryaceae
Source: the annotation of a GenBank genome assembly
GCUUGAUUUGCGUUUUUUAUUUUUUUUUUCGCGAUCAUUUAGGUUUUGCUUUUGCUUAUCUUUGCCCUCCGAAAGAGCGGAAUCAAAGUCAGUGCGAAUAUGAAUAUCCAAGAUGGACGAAUCCUGUCUUCAGUAUUGGAGUGCGUUAUGACAGAGCGCUGAGUCCUCGUCCCGCACCGAUUCCGAAGCGCCAUGAAGCGGUCGCGGGAGCGAACGCGGCGACGGGCGCCCGACGGCAGCCUUUUUCGCUUCGACAGUCCACCCCGGGAUGCGCAAGGAAAUCUGAUAAGCAGCACGAGCGGCGGCAAACAGCCGUUCCCCUUCAAUAUCUGGCAAGUCCGUCCAGAGCCGAUCGUGACAAACUUCUCGAAACUGAAGAACGUGAUUGCCGCGGACAGUUCGCUUUCUCUCGCGGUGGAUUAUCCUGAUUAAAAGCGUCCCCACACCAGAGUCAAGAUGGGGAUUUUGCAACACAAACCUAGGAGUUUUGGGAGUCACGCAUGACAAGUUUCAGUCCGUAAGGUAGUGCAAGUUAGCAAGGAAAGCCGCAUCACAAAUCGACCUGCUAAUCCUGUUUACAGCAUUACAAGUUCCCAAACAGGAUUGAAAAUGCCUGUCAUGGGGUUGCGCAUCACAAAUGUUCCUGUCAUGGCAAAUCUGCAUGACAACUCUGGGGUGGGGACGUUUUUACACAGGAUAUGGAUUGCCAGAUGGCGAUGUCGGAGCUGUACGUCGGAAAUCUGCCGCCCGGAAUAACCCCCGAUAUCAAAUGUAAAAAUGUCUGGGUCUGGAAGAAUGCAACUUGUGAUGCUAGUUUCGAUGUCUAAAAAAUUUGUGUUGCAUGAGCAGGAAAAGGAGUCUAAUUUUUGCUACGCGGAGAGGGCAUUUGUCAUACGGAAUGGGCAUCAAGAAUCCCCCAAAAAACCUGUGAUGCUAGGGCAUGCAUUACAGGCAUCAUGGGUCAUGAGAUGACAAAUUUUGCAUUCUUCCAGACCCAGACAUUUUUGCAUUUGAUACCCGAGCAGUUAAAGCAAUUCAUAAACCGCUGCGCGGCGGUGCUCGGGAUUGGACCGCAAGCGGGACUAGUGACCGCUAGCAACUACGAAGACACGUCAGACGAGAGCGGGGAGAGCGAAGGGGAAGAUGGGCAACCGGCGAAACAAUUUGCAUUCGGGUUCUCCUCCUCCAAUGGGCGCAGCAGCAAGCAGACGAAGACGCCGACGGGCGUCGUCGCAUCCGUGGCGAUGGCGUCGAAGGACCGAAAUUUUGCGUGGGUGACCUUCAGGAAGGACAGGUACGCACUUUUGUCUCUGCAAAUGAGCGGCAUUUAUUUGUGCGGUAAGAAGCUAAGGUUCGGUCGGACCUACGCACAAAUUCGUUUACGUGAAACAAAAAACUCCCUGCCCCACGACCAUGCUGCACUUUGCGGACACUUUGCUUCGCAUCUUUUGCAAAAUACUGAAAUCAAAUGGGACAAAAUUUGUACUUAACCUGCUUGGGGCAACCACAUUUUGCCACGCUUGCAUGCAACAUUGGAUCACCAAGCACGAGCAGGAAUAAAGCACUGGCUGUACUAGCACUAUUAUCCGCAAAAGAGUUGUGCAAGUGAAGGGAAAACAAAGUGCCGAUUUUUCGUAUCUACAUCCCAAUGAGGCGGAAGACCGCGGUCUGCUGGUCGAGGAACUGAAGGCUAUUCAGGUGGACCAGGCAAACGUUACCGUGGGCGCCAUGCAGCAGCAGAACGCGCAGCAGGCGGCCCUGGCGCAACAGCAGUUGCAACAGCAACCCUACAACGCGGCGGCGAUGCUGCCGAGUGGUUCGACGCAGAUGAACUUGGGGAUUCUGCAGGAUCAGAAGUACUGCCUGCACAACAUCCCGUCCAGCGUGGAGGAGGAAAAGAUCUCGCAGCUGCUCCGUACCUUUGGCCCGCUGAAGUAUUUCCAGGUGGUCAAGCUGGACGGACAAAGCAUCAAAGCGGCGUUUUUCGAAUUUUCCGACUACUUCACGCAGAAGAACGCGCCCGUGACGCUGCAAGGGCUCACGAUGGCGGGGAAUAAGCUGCAAAUUAUCACCCCGGAGGAGGCGUUUCAGGUCGGGUUCGGCCGCGGGAAAGUGUCCAUCGGGGAUAGGGUCAUCCCCUCGAAAAUCCUCUACAUUGGGAGUUUCAUUUCGGAGCAAGAACUCUGCAACGACGAGGAGUACGACGAAAUUUGUGCGGAUAUCAGGGACGAAUGUGCCACCUAUGGUAACUAUUGUUGUUUUUGAUCAGAGGAUUCUUGGUUUUUUGUGAUUUCAUUUCCAUUCCCACCACCGCUCCACCAGUAUAGUUUAUUUCUUACAUGCUGCCGAAGAAAUCAUUUGAAAAAAUAUUUUGCCUUUCAGGUAGAGUCAUUGACAUGGUUGUUCCGCGUCCUCACGACGACACCAUCACGGACGCGGACAGGCUCCGCGGUGUGGGGUAUGGUUUUAUCGAAUUUGCCGACGUGGUGUCGUCCAGUAAGGCAAAACGCGACUUCGACGGGCGAAAAUUCGGGGACUUCACGAUGGAAGCGAAUUUUUUCAACGUGAAAUUGUGGCAAGAUCGGGACUUCAAGUCUGUGAAACCCAACACGGAGGCGGAGCCGGUAAUACACGCGAAUGAGGAGGAAAUGGACAUUUCUUCAAGUGGGUGACGACGAGUCAUCAUCUACUCUUCAUCUAUCUUCGGAAGAUGAACAGAAGGAACCAUGAUUUUUCCCAACCCGUAUUCAAACAUUCUUCCAAUUAACAGCGACUGGCGAUACUAGAUUGAUGACAACACAAACUCUUGCGACCACUUCUUGAGAAAUGGCUCCUGGUACUGCUCGCGCAAGUGCGAAGUGAAGUAUCAGCGUGAUCCGAC